This is a messenger RNA of Polistes canadensis, 2760 nucleotides long. It is a transcript of the gene Ppcdc, whose product is annotated as phosphopantothenoylcysteine decarboxylase. The record is from RefSeq and is a predicted model, not a curated record. Gene Ontology annotation, biological process: coenzyme A biosynthetic process. Lineage: Eukaryota; Metazoa; Arthropoda; Insecta; Hymenoptera; Vespidae. The transcript has 2 exons. Gene Ontology annotation, cellular component: phosphopantothenoylcysteine decarboxylase complex. Gene Ontology annotation, molecular function: FMN binding; phosphopantothenoylcysteine decarboxylase activity. The coding region runs from base 145 to 747 and encodes 200 amino acids.
CUUGAACGUUUACGUUUAUAGAAUCUAUAUAAAAGGUAAAAUAAAUCUAUUUGGAAUUAUAUCGAGCAUAUUAUUUGCAUCGCUGCUUCUUAGAGAGUGUCGCUUUAAGCCAAAACUCGCUUUAUAUUGAAAUUAAUAAGAACAAUGGCAAGCGCCUCAAGAAAAAGAGUAUUAAUCGGUUGCACUGGUAGCGUUGCGACUAUUAAGCUGCCUCUAUUAGUGGAUAAAUUGUUGAAAAAUAAUUUGGAAGUAAGAGUGGUCGUUACUGAAAAGGCGAAGCAUUUUUUUAAAGAAGCAGAAUUAUCGCCAGGGAUUCAAGUUCUAUCCGAUACCGUCGAAUGGGCUGCGUGGCAAGACAGAGGAGAUCCAGUUUUGCAUAUAGAUCUUGUUAAAUGGGCUGAUCUUUUCUUAAUUGCACCACUUGAUGCUAAUACUCUUGGGAAAAUGGCAAGUGGAAUUUGUGACAAUAUACUCACCUGCGUCGCUCGUGCUUGGGAUCGAUCUAAACCUUUAUUAUUCUGUCCUGCAAUGAAUACUAAAAUGUGGGAACAUCCAAUUACCAGACAACAGAUCUCGUUACUUAAAUCAUGGGGUUACAAAGAAUUACCAUGUAUUUCUAAAACUCUGAUGUGUGGUGAUACAGGAAUGGGUGGAAUGGCAGAAGUCGAUACAAUCGUUGGAGAAUCUCUGGAUUAUCUUAAUCCAUGGAAUUUCAUGCCUCCACGUCGUUUUACAGUUAGGGAGUAAUAGCAAGAAUUAUUAACUACAAGUAUUAGAUUUAUUUAUUGUAGUAGCAUCGUCGCACUCGAAUGUCGCUUUUUCUUUGGCUUUUCGUCUUAUUACUUUCUUUUUUAGCUCACCGAAUAAAUCGAUCGUUAGAUUUCACUUGAUAUAGCACGUCUUUGGAAAUCUUCAGUGAAUAAACAAUUGUAUGGUUAUAUGCGUCGUGUUUAUUUUUAAAUGGAAUAUAGAAAAAGGUUGAAUUUAAAUACUCCCAAGGAGGUUUCUCUACUCAGGAAUGUAUCAACGGAAUGAGCAUGCAUAUAGGACAUGUAAAAAUAAAAUAUAAUUGAAAUUUUAAAUGUUCCAAAAGAGAGAGUCAAAGGCACCAUCUUAUGAUUGAAUUCUAAAGUAUUUUAUUAUUUAUCGAUGCUUAAUGUAUUUUAAAAUUCGCAGUAACUUUACUUUAGAAUUCACAAAGAUCGUAUUGCUUUUUCUCUCUUUCUUCAAAUUGGAACACUUAGAGCGGUACUAAAAAUUUAUUGAAUAAUGGGCCACCGAAAGUAAUGAACAAGGUUGUGAUUUUAGUUCGCGUUUUUAAAAUAAAUAUGCUGUGAAAUGAAAAGGAUAAAUAAAUUUGUUUUAAAUGAAAAGAGUGUAUAAUAAUAUUUAACAAGGUGUUUAAAGCUUUUAAAAUUAAAAUCAAAUUGAACUGGAAUCAUUGCCAUUACGAUACAACCUCAACUAUUAAAUAAUAUUAUGUUAAAUGAAUAAUAGAUAGAAAGAAAAUAUAUUACAAUAGUAAGUAUGUAAAAAUAUUAAUCGGAUGGAUAUGAACGGGAAAAAAUGCAUAUAAAUCUUACAAGUGUUUUAAAUGAAUGAUAGAAGAAUCAAAACCAUGUAACUUUCUUUUUUUUUUUCUAUAAUAUGUUAGCUACCAGUGUCACAGAUUUGUGAUUAUGGUGUUCAAUCAGACAUAAGUUCUGAACAGGGAUUGAAAUCUUUUCUCCGCUAAGUUAUAGCAAACACGUGCACUUCAUUGUCACUUUGAAGCUUUACACGACAAAAUGUAAUCACAUUGUUAGAAAAAGAAAUUGUAAUUCUUUUGGUUGAGGUUGUUGCAACUUUCUCCGUCGUUUGUGAAAAUUGUAAAAAACUGUAAAAAAAAAAAAAAUAAAUAAGAAAGAAAUAGAAAAAAGAAAACAAAAGAAAAGUUGUGUUGUAAACAUAUCGUUUAAAAAAUGUUCCACAAAAUGCAAAUGUAUAUGUUUUUGCUAAAUAUAUAAAUAUAUAGAUAUAUAUAUAUAUGGACAGGAUACUUUUGAGGUUUUUCCAAUCAAACUGUGUCAGCGUAUUUUAUGCAUGAAAAUAAGAAAUUAAUGUUUUAUAAAUAUAGGUCCAUUUACAGUUUUAUUCAAGAGUUACAAUUUAAAUGAUUCGCAAUUAUUUGGCAACACGAUAAUCAUAUUUAAAUUUCUAGUUGAUUAUGUUUUAUUAUUAUUUAAUCAAUUAAGCAAAUUCCAAUCUAUAUUGGGUUCUCUUUAAGUUUGUGAAAUAUCACUGAUCAAAAUGCCAAUUUAACACGCUGACGCGGUUUGGUUGGAAAUCUUUUAGACAUUCUGUAUAUACAUAGAAUAUAUGUAUAUAUUAACAAAAAUAUUUUCUAAUUUAAUUAUGUUUACCAUUUAUUAUUAUAAAGCAAAAAGAUCUUGUUCAAUAAACAAAUUACAUAAAAAUUACACGACAGAUUUUAACAAAGAAUUACACAUCAUAUUUUUUUCCUUCGUUAAGGAAUUACAUUAAGAAGAGAGAAAUAUGUUCGAUCUCUCUCUCUAGCAUGUGUAAAAAUAAUCAAUCGUUUGAAGCGCUAAUUAAUAAUAUAAAAAUUGCAUCUUUUACUACAUCGUCUCAUUAAAUUCUAAUUUUUUGUUUUCUUUUCUAUUCGGAAUUAUUCGGAGAGGUGGAAAAAAUGCUGCACAUAUAGGAUAUAAAAAAUAAAAUUCAAUAAACACGAAGAUAGAGGAAAUCUAUAUCGUAUUU